AUGUUCGGAAAACGUUCGUUUGCUAGUUCAAAGGACCGUUCGGGCAAGAUACAGAAACAGCCGAAGAGAUCGUUUCGCGAUGCUUCUGAACUGAAGCAGAAGCAGAAGAAGAUGGUCGAGAAGCUGGAUGCGCGCAAGGAUAGCCCCAUGAUGGAGGCGACUUCACCGAGUCUCACCUCUGCCAUCGUGACAGUCGUCGUGGGUCCUGACCAGCGACUGUUUGCCGCGCACGAAGAUGUCCUGUCACAUGCCCCGUUUUUCGCGCAAGCGUUGCGAGGCCAGUUCUUCGAGUCCGCUAAUCGACGCAUCGACCUGCCUACGGAAGAACCAGAGGUCUUCUCCUGCAUCCUCGAGUAUCUAUACAAGGGCGAUUACUACCCCCGCCUGGUUCAUGACAGGCGUCGUCAGACCUGGAUGCUCGAGGGCGCAAUGCCCUCGCCCGACCCAAACAAAACUAGCGACCGCGCCGCCGCUGUCGAGCCAACCUUCUUUCACACCGGUGUGGGUGACGUUAUCCUCCGCGACACAGCCGUGUACUGCGCUGCUGAUCGCUACGGCCUUGAGGAGCUCAAGAAGCUCUCCCUGCGCAAGCAGGGCCUGCAGAGCGGGAUCGAGGUUGGAGUGAUCUUGCGCAGUGCUCGGUAUGCCUACGAGAACACACCGGACAAUGACUCGCGGCUGCGCGCUCAUUACCUCGCUUUGAUCAUUCGCAGCCGGAAAACAUUCAAGCGUAGUGGAACCAUGCAGAUGGAGAUGGAGAUGGGGGGAAAACUGUUCUUUGACCUGUUCGUGGCGAUGUGCAACCAUGUCGAUGAUCUCGUGGACGCGAGCCCCUCCGCUCGCGGCACUCCCAGGACCAUCUAA
Molecule: messenger RNA, 864 nt
Organism: Macroventuria anomochaeta
Lineage: Eukaryota; Fungi; Ascomycota; Dothideomycetes; Pleosporales; Didymellaceae
Exons: 2
Coding region: 1-864 (287 amino acids)
Molecular function (GO): protein binding
Source: RefSeq, a predicted model, not a curated record